Molecule: messenger RNA, 2361 nt
Organism: Oryza sativa Japonica Group (Japanese rice)
Lineage: Eukaryota; Viridiplantae; Streptophyta; Magnoliopsida; Poales; Poaceae
Biological process (GO): mRNA splice site recognition
Cellular component (GO): U1 snRNP; U2-type prespliceosome
Molecular function (GO): mRNA binding
Source: RefSeq, a predicted model, not a curated record
CUAUUUACAUCUCCCAAGUCCCAACCGGAUCGAACCAAAAUCCCAAAACCGAAGGGAAACAUAGCAGCCGGCUAAGGUUUCUCCCCCCUGCCGCGCCGCGCCGCCUCCCUCCAACGCCAUGGAUGCGCAGCGAGCUCUCCUCGACGAGCUCAUGGGCACAGCCCGCGACCUGACGGAGGAGGAGAGGAAGGCGCACAAGGAGGUGAGGUGGGACGACCCGGACGUGUGCGCCGCCUUCAUGGCCCGCUUCUGCCCCCACGACCUCUUCGUCAACACCAAGAGCAACCUCGGGCCGUGCAUGAAGAUCCAUGAUCUGAAGCUUAAGGAGAGCUUUGAGAGUUCUCCCAGGCGUGAAACUCACAUGCGAAGGUUUGAGGCGGAACUUGCUCAACAAUGUGAGAAACUGGUUAUAGAUUUGGAUAGAAAAAUAAGGCGUGGUCGAGAAAGGUUGGCUCAAGAUGUUGCUGUGCCACCUCCCGUCAUAGGGAAAACAUCUGAGCAGCUUUCAAUUAUAGAAGAAAAGGUCAAGAAGCUGUUGGAGCAAAUUGAGGAGCUUGGUGAAGCUGGUAAAGUAGAUGAAGCUGAGGCACUUAUGAGGAAGGUUGAACUUCUAAAUGCUGAGAAGACAGCUUUAACGAAUCAAGCAGAUAAUAAAGUGGCUAUGCUUCCACAAGAGAAGAAGAUGGAACUUUGUGAAAUAUGUGGAUCAUUCUUAGUUGCAGAUGAUGUUCUUGAGAGGACACAAUCCCAUGUGACUGGGAAACAACAUAUUGGCUAUGGUUUGGUCAGAGAUUUUCUAGCUGAACACAAGGCUGCAAAAGAGAAGGCAAGAGACGAAGAGAGGAUUGCAAGGGAGAAGAAAGCAGAAGAACGUAGGAAACAGAGGGAAAAAGAGUAUGAUGUUGGAGGCAGGGACGGUGGUUCUAGAAGAGAGAAGUCUGGGGAUCGUGACUAUGACCGUGAUCGUUACUAUGACCGCAAUCGUGGAAGAGAAAGGUCUCAUGAUCACAGAGAUAGAGGAUCAGAAUAUAGAAGCAGUUCCUACAGAAAUGGUAGGGAUUCUGAAAGAGACAGACACCGAUAUAGGAGUGAUGACAUGAGAAAGGACAGGAGUAGAGUGAGGAGCAGGUCUCGUUCUCCAAGCAGGCAUGGCCCAGAUCAGUGAACAUAUAGAUAGUUUUAUUCCGAGUUAAAACUCAUGAGGUAGACCAUUAUGUCCCUUUCGCCAUUUAACCUGUUGUACAAAUGAGUUUUGCGAUGUGUUGCGCUUGUUGAAUCUCUGUUCUGCUGUAACAGCUCUGUUGGGACCCUACAGUCUUCCUUUUAGAGGGGAAAAAAUAUCAGGUAGGUAUUGUUUACCUUUCCUAGUAUUUUGAGUUACCUAUAUUAACAUACAGUGAGGUUUUGUUUCAACAUUUGAAACUGAAAAUUAGUCUAAUAAAGCUGAAAGCGUACAACAACGCUAGUAUUGGACUGCAAAUCUGGAUAUGCAGACACGUUCAGGUUCAGCCCUAUUAAAGGUAACUGAUCAUUAGUGUGCUAUGUCAUGUGUUGCAUGUUACCUAUCUUGCCAUAUUCCCCUUUAUGAAAAUUACACGAACAUUUUGGAUAUGGUUAUGUUUAGUUGCCUUCAUGCUAGGUUCGAUUUUUGCCCUAAUUUCCAAGUCAUUCGCUAGGUUUCAUUCAAUUUCUUGCGACAUUUAUGCAACAUUUUGAGUUAAAAACUGCAGGACUUAAGAACCAGCGUCUUCUUUCCUAAAGAUUCAGUGCUCAUGGACAGUUUAUUCUCUCUCGAAUCACAGUGCUUUCGUUAUGACUGAUGAUAGAUCUGCCGAAUGUUUGGCUUCAGUUGCCUUGCUUGGUUUCAUCAUGUCAACAUAAGGUCAACUGAUGUUAUUAUGAUCGUUUCACAUUACAAUUCAAUCAUGUACUGCUUGAUCUGUUUUGCGUAGCUUGCAUGUAUGUCAUCUGGUGCGAGGGUGGGGAUCUCAUAGCAAAUGAUGAUUUCUUCAAGAAAGCAUUUCCGAAACAUGCUUUGCAGGAUACACCCAAAAAAAAUCGUUGUUCUUGAACGGUAACCUCUGCCUUCCUCUCAUAAUAACUGUUAUGUUAAGAGAACAAAGGAACAAUUAGUUUCUGUUGAGACUUGAAAUCAUAGAACAAUGACCUGUGCAUCUGUAGAAUUAGGAAUGAGGAUAAUUGUAUGGUAUGAGGAGAAAGGAACACUUAAUUUCUAUUGAGACUUGAAAUCAUAGAAUGGAUCUGUUGAACGAGGAACGAGAAUAAUUGUAUGUUUAAAGAGGAAAAAAUAACACUUGAUUUCUCUCGAUACUUGAAAUAAAUCAUGGAGCAAUUGAGAUA